AUGGAAUGCACUGAUGAUGCCCUUGCCUUGGACACAUUGCAGACAUACCAAGAAACCAACAACAAAAUAACACUUAACAUCAGAGGCUGGCAAAAGCAUAACUUCCUGAGUGGAGGAACGGGCCAUAUUCUGUGUGCACAGCUAUCUAACGGUCGUUUUCGGUCAGGUCCCGACUGUCGGCGUCUGUCAGAGGGGACAAGACUCUCCAAUCAGUGGCCAUUUCUGAGGGGUCAUAGUUUACCCUCACCCCAGCAAGCCCGGGGAGCCUACACGGGUUCUGUUUCAUGCCGCAGUUACCGCCGAGGGGUAGCCUCUCUUGCCUACUUCCUCUAUACUGCUUGCAUUCCCUGCGGUCUACCACUGUGGACCUCUCUAAAGCCUUUCUGGGGAGAUACACUCUACUAUGCUUACCGGUUCCCCAGCCCAGGUCCACAGCGGCGCGUCGGGUUCCUUCCAUCCUGCGCCCCAUUUUCGUCCGCCUCUCCCCACCACCACCGUGGGUUGGACUUGCCUCAGGGUCCUCUGCCGCACCUGCCUCAGAAGCGCGGAGCGCGCAUAAAGUCCCGCUCGCUGUCCUCUCUUUCUGCGCGUUCGGGGGCCGUGCGGCGACCUCCUUGCCGCGGGAAGGACGCGGCGGCAGACGGGGUACCAUCCCGCCCUGGGGCCGCCAAGGUUCAUACAUUUCUCUCGUCGCGCCAAGCAAAGGAUAAAGAGGGUGCCAUCAGACAUUCCGGCGGAAGAUGGCACUCGCCUGAUUAUCUGGCAGCACUAUACACUGCACACGAUGGUGUACGAAAGCUUCCGCACCGAUGCUGGGACACACCUUCAGUGAAAAGAGAGCUUGUGUUCAGAAGUUACUUUAGAUCAAGUCUCAGAUCCAGAUUGGGGAAGAAUAGCCACCAAGUAGAACGAGGCCUCGCCCAAGCCAAAACUAUCAGCCUCACAGCCAGGACUACUACAGAACUUGACCUGAGUCCAGUGCGACACAAGAGUCCUACACCCAAGAGUAAAGAUAGUUUGUCAUCACCACUGCCAGUUGUGGAGAAGACACUAGAGGUGCCUUGUGAAGAUGGUCCCUUGACCAUUAGCCUCACCACAGGCCAGGAGAGCGAAAACUGGCGUACCUUAGCUAAGAGGAAGCCCCUGUUUUGCACAUCUCUUUCCCUGAGAAGAGCUAAACGUAAAAUCAAAACAAAGCGUAACAUGGAUGAAAGUAGGAAAAAGUGGUUAGCAAAGGAGAGGAGGUCAUUGUUUGGAACAGAGUCAACAGAAAGGCCAAUAACUAGAGCCCUUGAAAGAUUAAAAAGCAAAACAGUUUCUGCAGCACUGGCAUCAAUGGAAAAAGUUAGUGUUAACUGUGACCCACCUUUCCCGACCGAUGAAAGUGGAUCAAAGUGCAAUGGUGACAAAGAAAACAUACUGUUGCAAAAAAGUACAUCCUCAGAAGAUAACCCCAAAAUAUCCAUAUCAGUUAAAUCCACUUCUAGCAGUACCAAAGACUCUGCUGUAUGGGAACUUUCAGAGAAGAGAACAUCUGAUGGCAAGUUUCAAGAAUCAUCAGAUGAAGUAAAAUUUCCUGCAAUAAGCCCUUUGUCUCUAUUUACAUUGCCCCCUGUAAAAGAGCGGGAAAAACAGACUCGGACUACAUUAACCCUCGAAGAAAAAGUGAAAGUGAUUGAGGCAUUUUUGGAUGGUAAAUCCCAGCGGCAGAUUGCACACAUGUAUGGAAUUGGGAAAACUCAGGUUAGUGGAAUAAUCAAGAGGAGGGAAGAAAUUCUCACUAUAUAUAGAGAUAGCCUUCUCAGAGGUGAGAAGCUAACUAUGAAGAGACAGCGCAAGAGUGAAUAUGCAUUGUUGAAUCAGCACCUCAUUCAGUGGUAUAGGCACAUGACUGUAGUUGCAGGGGUUAAGAUUACUACAGGAAUGCUUCGAGCAAAAGCCCUACAAAUUGCACCUGAACUUGGUUAUCAUGAUUUUAAAGCAUCAAAUGGAUGGCUUGCCACAUUUAAAGCUAAUAAUAACCUGAAAUUCUCCAAACAGAGAAAAUCUGAUUCUUGUGAUGAGCAGGGAAAUGCUGAGAAUGAUUCCGGUAAUAACAGGGAUGAUGAUGAAUCCUUUUUUGAAGAUGGAGAAGGGGAUAAUUCUACUAGUCACUUACCAAUCAUAAAGCACAUUGCAGGGCCAAGCAAUAUGACCCCAGGUUCUACAAACCAUGAAGGAGGCAAUUCUGAAAUUACCCUUAAUCGCAAUUCACAGCCUGGGGAUUCUUCAUCAGCCACGCAGGCUGACCAGGGAACGUCCCUUCUUCAUCCUGGUCUUGCUGCUGCAGGGGUGUCUAAAGCACCACAGAUGGUUAACACUACCUUAGGUGCUAACCUAACUGCUGCUGCAUACAACUUAUCACGAGAUCUAACACGAGAUCUCACUCGAGGAGAUGCCACUACUGCUGGUGAUCUCUCAACUGCAGCCAUGAACUCUAGUCCUCUUAACCACCCUGUCUCAGCACUAAAUGUUAGUCGUGCAGUUAUUGACAAUUCAUUAAGUAAACCGUCAGAUACAGCCCUCUCAACAUACAAGUCAGAGGAGCCAAUAGGAUAUGGAUAUGACCCACAAAACCGCAUGACAGAUACUAGUAGUCGUGGUACAGAAUAUAACUACACUCCUUAUGGAUUUCCUGGGGGAUACUAUGGCUAUCACUUUCUAGGACAGUAUUAAUAUAGGUGUACAUGUGUGUGUGUGUCUGCACCAAAACUUAUGUGCUUGUGUGAUCAUAUUUAUAUUUCUUUUAUACCAAUUUCUCAAAUGUUUACUCUACUUGUAUUGAUGAAAACUACAAAGUAAAUGUCAAUCUC
This is a messenger RNA of Penaeus monodon (black tiger shrimp), 2852 nucleotides long. RefSeq lists its product as uncharacterized. Gene Ontology annotation, molecular function: DNA binding. Lineage: Eukaryota; Metazoa; Arthropoda; Malacostraca; Decapoda; Penaeidae. Bases 1 to 2715 code for a protein of 904 amino acids. The transcript is spliced from 8 exons. The record is from RefSeq and is a predicted model, not a curated record. Gene Ontology annotation, cellular component: nucleus.